Colletotrichum siamense is the source of this 1650-nucleotide messenger RNA. It is a transcript of the gene WAR1-0, whose product is annotated as Transcriptional regulator WAR1. The record is from RefSeq and is a predicted model, not a curated record. Lineage: Eukaryota; Fungi; Ascomycota; Sordariomycetes; Glomerellales; Glomerellaceae. Gene Ontology annotation, molecular function: transcription cis-regulatory region binding; DNA-binding transcription factor activity, RNA polymerase II-specific. Gene Ontology annotation, cellular component: nucleus. Bases 1 to 1650 code for a protein of 549 amino acids. The transcript has 5 exons. Gene Ontology annotation, biological process: regulation of DNA-templated transcription.
AUGUUCAAGCAACGGUUUGGAGUGCUCGAGGUCAGAGCCGCAGGCCAAGAGGAAGAGAGGAAAGGCGACGUCCUUGAACGCAAGCUGGAUGAUAUCAUGCUGCUCUUGAAUCGAGAACGCGACCUGUCAGCUCAAAACAGCCAGGCUUCCGACAGUCAACCUUCGCCGUUGGUCGGCCUCGCUUCGCAUAGUCAGGGAGAGGAAGACCCGAACGUGUCGUUCUAUACACCUCCGACCAUCAUCGACCCUAGCGUCGAGGCAAUCACCAUCAUCCCUGGCUACCAAGUGACACUCCAGGAAGCUGAGCUGAUUUUCCAACUCUACACAUCCGACUUCGUCCCACAGUUCCCCUUCGUACCGUUGCCCAACGACAACGCGUACGACUUCUACAGGAGCAAGCCGUUGCUCUUCAAAACAGUGUUAUGGACGUGCAUGCCUCCCAGCCGCGACCUGAGCGUGGGUUUUGAGAGGUGGUUUCGGCAACAUGUUGCCUAUCGAGUCGUCGUCCUGCUCGAGAAGAACCUAGAGAUUCUGCAGGCGCUGCUCGUCUACUUUGCCUGGAACGAUAUUCUCUACUACGCGAGAUCCAGCGACACGAGCCUCAUGCAGCUGGCUCGCGGUCUAGCAGAAGACUUGGGGCUUACCAAACGCCCCGGCAUCCCGGUGUCCCCAUCCGGCUCCAUCUACGAAGAUGCCGCCUUCCUCAGGGAGGACAUCCAGGUAAGAAACCAGCAUACGAAUGCUGGACGGAGGGCUGUCCUAGGUCUAUUUCACAUGUCAUCGGUGCUGUCCGGUCUUCUCGGCAGAUCAUCUUGGCUAGAGUUUACUCGUUACUUUGACGACUGCUGCGAGAAGCUGGCAAAUGCUCAGGAAUACUCGACAGAUCUGCUGCUUGUGCAGCUGAUUGGAGCUCGGAAAGUUGCGCUCAGGGUGGAUGAUACCUUCAGAGAGCAGAGCGAGCUUGCCAACGACCAGACUUUCGGGGGCCUCCACGCCCUGGCCAUUGCUACCGUCGAAAAGGAGUUGGACUCGUUCAUGGACUCCUUGCCCACUCCGCUGCGUUCAAACUAUCUCCUGCGUGAGCAAUCUGCAGCGAUCCGCAUCCGACUCUUCGAGCCGGCCAUCCACGUCCAAGGCAGCACACGACCGCAGAUACCUCACCUCAGAUCUCGCAUGAUGUGGCAGUGCCUGACAAGUAUUCAAGAGCUCCUCAACGCCUUCCUCGCCCUGCCUGUGGAAACAUACGCAUCGCUCACCUUCAUCUCGAUCCUGCACCUCGCGCUGGCCAUCAUCAAGGCCUGCGGCCUCCUCUGCAUGAAAGACCGCGACUGGGACCUCGAAACGGCGAGGGCGAGCCUCAGCCUGGCAGAUACGCUUCAGAUCCUGAGCGAGCGGUUCGAUGCCGCCACUCGUAUCGACGCCGCCGGUUGCGCGUCUCUUGUUAACCGCCAGCCCUUGCUCUCUUCAUAUGCCGAGAAUUACAGAGCAAUCAGGCGCUGGUUCCUGUCCAAGGUCGGUCCUGCGGGGGCUACCAGCACGAUGCCAACGAUGAUGGAUCCUGUGUUUGCGGAGGGUGUGGGAGUGCCUGAAGGCUUUGAGUUUUGGCAACAGUUGUCGGAGUUGACCUAUGGAGCCCUACCAAAUACUUGA